AUGUUGGCAAUAGUGUUUGGCACAAGCAAAUUCCACCAAUACAUUUACGGAAAGAAAGUUUCUGUACAGACUGAUCAUAAACCACUUGAAAUCAUAGUGAGGAAGCCACUCUACUUAGCACCAACCAGACUGCAGAAAAUGCUAUUGAAGAUUCAACCAUACGACCUUGACAUAAAGUAUGUACCAGGAAAAGAACUCCAUGUCGCAGAUGCCUUGAGUAGAGCACACUUGCCUGAAGUUGGCGACACAACAAAACUGGAGGAUGACUACGAAGUUCUUAGUGUAUCAGCAGUCUCUGACGAAAAAUUUAACAAGAUCAGCAAGGAAACAGAGAAAGAUCCAUCCCUGAAAAUUGUUAAAUCACUAAUUCUACUCGGAUGGCCGGACAACAGGUCAGAUGUUCCGUCACCAGCUUUAGAUUACUGGAAUUUUCGUGAUGAGCUUAGUGUACGAAAUGGUGUGAUCUUAAAAGGUGAAAGGCCUGUUAUUCCAAGUGCUAUGAGAUGUGAAAUGUUUGGAAAAAUUCAUGAAUCUCACUUAGGUGUAGAAAAGUGUAGGCAAAGGGCUAGUGAUGUUAUAUUUUGGCCCAAAAUGUCCAAAGAUAUAUCUGAUGUAGUGUCGCGCUGUGCUAUUUGUCAGGAAAACAGGAUGAGCAAGCCAAAAGAACCACUCAUACCUCAUGAAGUUCCAUUGAGACCAUGGUCGAAAGUGGGUGGUGAUUUGUGUCAGAUAGAUGGUGAUCAUUUCUUAGUUCUAGUAGAUUAUUAUUCAGAAUUCUUUGAAGUGUCAAAGUUGAAGGAUACCAGGAGCGAAACCGUUAUCAUCAACUGCAAAUCACAGUUUGCACGCCAUGGAAUACCAGAAUUACUUAUUACUGAUAAUGGUCCUCAGUUUGAUUGUCGGGAAUUUCAGAGAUUCACCAAGGAGUUUGGGUUCGAACACAGGACCUCAAGUCCUAUGUUUCCACAAUCUAAUGGAAUGGCCGAAAAGGCUGUGCAAACUGUCAAAAAGCUUCUAAAAAAGGCUAAACAAGAUGGGCGAGAUCCAUACUUGGCCCUAUUGGAUCACAGGAGUACACCCAGAGACUCGAACCUAGGAUCACCGGCACAGAGACUCAUGAGUCGAAGAACCAAGACUCUGUUACCUACAUCAGAAACAUUGUUGAAACCAGAACUAGUUGUAAAUGUGAAGGAAAAUUUGGAAAGUAAAAGAUUACUUCAGAAACAUUACCAUGACAUUGGAGCAAGGGAAGCAACUCCAUUUGAAAUCGGACAAAAUGUCAGAGUCCGAAUCAAACCUGGUAAUUCUCCCUGGAUACCUGGACGCGUAGUCGCAAAGGACACCACGCUCAUACAUUGUGAACUCACAAGGCAGGGCUUAUCGACGAAACUCCAAUCACAUUCUUCGGUCAAAAGAACAUUUUACCAAGAAACAGCUUGA
This is a messenger RNA of Ylistrum balloti, 1440 nucleotides long. RefSeq lists its product as uncharacterized. The record is from RefSeq and is a predicted model, not a curated record. The coding region runs from base 1 to 1440 and encodes 479 amino acids. Gene Ontology annotation, biological process: DNA integration. Lineage: Eukaryota; Metazoa; Mollusca; Bivalvia; Pectinida; Pectinidae. The transcript has a single exon. Gene Ontology annotation, molecular function: nucleic acid binding.